Molecule: messenger RNA, 759 nt
Organism: Necator americanus (New World hookworm)
Lineage: Eukaryota; Metazoa; Nematoda; Chromadorea; Rhabditida; Ancylostomatidae
Exons: 7
Coding region: 1-759 (252 amino acids)
Source: RefSeq, a predicted model, not a curated record
AUGGACCAUUUUCGUCCAGAGUGUAAUGGAAUCUAUAGAUCACACAUGACUAGACAUAGAGACCGUCCAAUGCAGAAGCUUGCACCUCUUCCGCGAGAACUUCUGCCAAGCUUUCGUCGAUUCAAAUUUCAUAGAAAGUCUAUCGCAGAUCUCACAAGGAGAACUCUCGGACUAAACAACUGCUCAGCUCCAAUAUCAAAGUGUCGUGAAUCCCUGCUUUGUGAGAAUGGUCUUAUGUGUCAUUCCACUUCUGGAUAUUGUUGCCUCACCAUGGAUAGAAUAACAGUGGUGAAUGACUGCAACGCUGAGCCACAUACCCUUUUCGGAGCUGCAGAGCGUAUCAAAUUUCACGUGAUUGCUCUGCGAGGGACCAAGAGCAGAAGGAGAGACGUACGACAGAUGAACGACGGUAAGUCAUCCGCUGAAAGAAAGUUCCAUGGCAAAAUGAGUGCCAGAGGCAUCGAGGAGGAACCAAAUGUGGAUUACGACCUGCUACUCAGAGGACGGCGAGCCUCCGCUGUACGUGCCGCGAAGCAGCGCACGACAAACCUGGACCAAAUUUCGAAGCCCUCUAAGGAAUUGUUGGAAAGGAGAAAGACUUUGAGGCUUGAUCCGAAUAGCGAAGUACCAAUAGAGCUCAAGGAAUUGAACGAAGCAGGGAAGAAAAUAGCACUGCGAAUAAACAGAAACGAGUGCGAGGGAGCUAAACGAGUGGAAGAGAUGUUGGGGCCCGCACGUUCAGUGAAGGCGACCAUCUAA